Molecule: messenger RNA, 1793 nt
Organism: Diprion similis
Lineage: Eukaryota; Metazoa; Arthropoda; Insecta; Hymenoptera; Diprionidae
Product: tyrosine-protein kinase receptor Tie-2-like
Exons: 10
Coding region: 249-1775 (508 amino acids)
Molecular function (GO): scavenger receptor activity; protein binding
Source: RefSeq, a predicted model, not a curated record
CUCGCCGGAUCGUCUCUGUUGACAGUUCUGCCCGUGGCUGAUAGACGAAGAUAUGGCGACGGGACCCGGUCACACGACCCAUCCGGUGUUGGCUGUCCGCAGUGAUUAGCUUCGAAAUCCGAUACUGUACACUUGAUGCACGUCGAUUGCACUUCGGCCAGUGACACGCGCAAUCAAAGCUCGUCUCAAACCGUCGUAGCUGAAAGGAUAACAUCGUUAUCGAGGUGCUUUUUGGUUACCUUUUCAAGAUGCUCGGUUGUGGGAUUCUGGACAGUCUUCGGGUCAUCCUCGCAGUCUCGGCAGCCUUGCCGUUGGCGAAUUCCUUGUCCGGUGAACACGUCUGCAACAGAGUUGAAAACUACACCCUCACUGCUAAAGAAACCUACACGGAUCCAGUCAAAGUACAGACCUACACGUGGUGUUUCCAAGUUCCUCCAAGGUGUGAGAAGACUCGGAUUGAAAUAAGAGAGCGAUAUCGAAUCAAGACCACCGUCGAGCAGAGAACGAUAUCAGAAUGCUGCGAGGGAUACGUAAUCCAGGAGGUGCAUGGCGAGGCUGAGACCGAACCGAAAUGCAUUCCCUUCUGCAAAUCUUGCGAAAACGGAAUCUGCCUGGCACCAAAUUUUUGCCAGUGCGAAUCCGGCUAUCAAGGCGACAGCUGCGCUCAUCAAUGUCCACCAGGAUCUUGGGGCAAGCAGUGCAUGCAACAGUGCGACUGCGCGUCGGGAGAAUCCUGUAAUCCAGUUAGUGGGAUCUGCGAGUGUCCCGCAGGAUGGCAAGGACCUGGGUGUAAACUUGCCUGUCCUGAAGGCCGAUGGGGAUUCCGUUGCAAAUCGGUUUGCAACUGCGUCGAAAAGUACCCGUCAUGCGAUCCGGAAACGGGAAAUUGUCGAUUUCCUAAAAGCGAAACACCGCAGACAGUCCUUCCGCAAAAUUGGACCCAUGGAGAUCUCUUCCGAGCGAUACAGGUUUCCGGUCUUGUCCAGACGGCCACUUCGACGUCGCCAGUUUCCGGGGACGCCAGCGAGGUUUCGAAAACGGAAGCCACCAUCGUGACAAGGAUUUCCAGGACUACAGAGCACGCCGAAGAAAACGUCAUCACAGUUUCCGAAGUUUCGUUUCCCUUGCCAUAUUACACCGAGGCGAGACCGGAAGUCGGACUCCGAUAUGCGAACGUCGAAGAUGACGGCUCGGACUCGUCGUCAACGGCGAAACAGGCGCCAUCACCGCGUCCCGGUUACGUAAAGUCCCUGCAAAAAGUGAUUUUUUUAUCCACAGAACAGGAAGAUAGCCAGUCGCCACACGACGUCACCUUGCUGAUUGUUGUUGGGUCCAUCGUUUCCCUCUGCCUCACCACCCUUGCUGCCCUCAUGGUGUUCUACAUGAGAUCCAGACUCUUCGAGUCCAUCCCUCUGUCGAUAUACAGCAGCGAUAAGAAGGACGUUUCGACUGCGGAAAAGGGCGACACCGUGAAGAGCCUGAAGAUCACGAACACGACGCUUCCUCCUCUGCCGACUUUCGUCAAUCCAGUAUUCGCCACGAACCCUGAGACCGCUUUGAUAACCUUCGAUGCCGCCGAGCUGAACCAACAUUACGACAACCGGACCGGAACCAUCAGCAUACGCGUCUCUGGCAACAUCCGAGAUCUCUUGGAGAGCCACUAUGACAGGCCACCGACGUCAACAUGUCGUCACACUGCUUUGGAGCAGAACACGGAACACGUUUACGACGAGAUUCCACUUACCGCUCCACUGUGCGUUCAAAAAGGGGCAUAAUUUUCUGUACUCAUGUCU